AAGACAGGAGAAUGAAUAUGAAGAAAAUACUGGCGCUACCUCUGACGUGAAUGGAAAGCAGGAUCGGAAUGUCUUAUUUUAAUGAAACUUUACAUUGUUGACACAUGUUUUAACCUGCUAAGAAAACUUUAUUUGGGCAGGGCAUUGAAAGUGCAAGAUGGCGUCGAUCAGCUGUUUGAGUAAAAGACAGUCGAUAGAAAGAUCUCUGUUAUAUUCUCGAUUUUUAAGUUCAUUUUUCAAUUUCAAACAGUUUUACAGAACAAAAGAUUAUUCAGAACGUUUAGCCUCAGCAUCAGUGGCUUCUUUCUAUAACCAAAGUGCCAUCGAGCAGGUGGCAGCUAAGCCAUCUGUGAGACUUACACCAGCAACUUUGCUGUAUGCUGGAAAGAGCCCAGAUAAUAGUCAUUUACUGCGGAGUGCUCAGUAUCUACAUAAUGAACUACCUGUACGGAUCGCUCACAGAAUCCGUGGAUUUCGAGGACUACCUUUCAUUGUUGGAUGUAAUCCUACCAUACUUAAAGUUCAUGAAAUGUACAUCAGAGCAUUUUACAUACUUCAUGAACAUCCCCCAAUUGUUGACUUUAAAUCAGAACAUGCCUAUACAAACACAUUGAAGACCUUACUUGAUGACCACAGCAAUGUCGUAACCAUGCUUGCUGAGGGAUUCUCAGAAUGCAGAAGGCAUAUUCAGGAUGAAGAAAUGAUAAGGCUAUUUUUGGACAGAAUGUUAAAAUCUCGACUAGGGAUUCGAUUGUUAGUAGAACACCAUGUUGCUCUUCAUGAUGAAAGACCAAACCAUGUUGGUAUUGUUGAUGUAAACUUUUCACCGAGGAUGCUUGUUGAACGAUGUGCUGAUAGUAUCAGGAACCUUUGCUUGUCUAAAUAUGGGUACUCUCCUCAUAUUCGUUUAAAUGGUCAUCUUCAUGCCAAGUUUCCCUAUAUACCACAACCUCUCGAGUACAUAUUGACAGAAGUUUUGAAAAAUGCUUACAGGGCCUCUGCAGAGAGUCAUGCCAAUAACAGAAGUAAUAUACCUGAUAUUGUUGUCACAAUAGCCAACAACAAUCUGGACUUCAUCAUAAGAGUGUCAGACAGAGGGGGAGGAAUCCCUCACAACAUCGUAGAGAGGGUGCACAACUACAACUUUACCACCUCAGGCAACCAUAACAACAAUGUUGUUGACCCUGAACCACAGGUCGGGCUGUUUGAUGAGAUUUCCAACCCUUCUAACAGGGGAGGGGAAGUACCUGGCAGGAUGCAUGGCUAUGGAUUUGGACUGCCCUCCUCCAGAACCUAUGCCGAGUAUUUAGGAGGAAGUCUAAGCAUGCAGACCAUGCAAGGAAUCGGGACAGAUGUCUAUCUGAGAAUGCUUCACAUUGACGGAACAUUGGAGAGUUUUCGUAUUUAACAUCAAGCUAGAAACUAAGUAUAAUAUUGCUUUGUAGUAAUUAGGUGCUUUUUACAAAUGUAUUAUAUGCGUGAAAUGAUCAAAAUCUCAGAGAAUCUCAUUACUUAAUUUGUAUAAUUUUUUUUUUCUUUUUUAUUGAAAAACUCAUUUUAUGUGAUAAUUAAGUUUUUUUUACUGCCAUUGAAUCUCAGUUUGUGAUAAAGUCAUGGAAUAUUUUUUCCAACAUGAACUUCAUAUUUAUAUUUAUGUACACUGUACUUACAUUUCAUUUUUUUUUGCAGAAUAUAUGAAUUUAUGAGAAAGAUAAAAAGUGCAUAUCAUGUAAUUGUAUUCAGUAUAUCUAAUUCUUUAUCAGUUAAUGGUUCUAAGAGUUCUAGUCAGCAUUUGAUUCACAUUUUUUGCGCAGUCA
Saccostrea cuccullata (small rock oyster) is the source of this 1817-nucleotide messenger RNA. RefSeq names its product 3-methyl-2-oxobutanoate dehydrogenase [lipoamide] kinase, mitochondrial-like. Gene Ontology annotation, molecular function: pyruvate dehydrogenase (acetyl-transferring) kinase activity. Gene Ontology annotation, cellular component: mitochondrion. The transcript has 11 exons. The coding region runs from base 158 to 1408 and encodes 416 amino acids. NCBI's taxonomy places the organism in Eukaryota, Metazoa, Mollusca, Bivalvia, Ostreida, Ostreidae. The record is from RefSeq and is a predicted model, not a curated record. Gene Ontology annotation, biological process: regulation of glucose metabolic process; protein phosphorylation.